Messenger RNA from Cervus elaphus (red deer), 4977 nucleotides. RefSeq names its product vegetative cell wall protein gp1-like. The transcript has 2 exons. The coding region runs from base 1480 to 2460 and encodes 326 amino acids. Lineage: Eukaryota; Metazoa; Chordata; Mammalia; Artiodactyla; Cervidae. The record is from RefSeq and is a predicted model, not a curated record.
UCUCCUGCACUGCAGACAGAUUCUUUACCAUCUGAGCCACCAGGGAAGUAAGGAUAGUAAAUAACUUGUGCUGGUUAGGAUAGUAAAUAACUUGCCUAACACUGCCUAGCAGGUAUGUAGUUUAAUUGCUGAGACCACAUGCUCCCCUGUGUCUUGCUGCAUUUUGGGGAAAUGCCCCAUGGAGGAGUCAGGACAUUCUGUUGUGUCUGUCUUUAUUCAGUUUCUGAUUUGCUGAAUCUGUCAAGAUGAAUUUCUGGAAGUCAAGAUUUGAGGUUUUAAUCAUACAUGCAUUACAUCUAGACAGUGUCGAAACCACCUAUGGCUUUAAUGAUCCUUAUAAAACGGCUGAACAAUAGAUGAAGUAGUUUGUCUGGGGUCAGAAAACUUGGGGUACAGGGCAAACAACUAUCUUAAGAGGACAACAGUGGUGUGUGUGUGUGUCUGUGUGUGCGCGUGCUCAUGGGCACACAAAUGGUCACUUCUGACACUGCCACUCUGCUCCAGGUCUUCUCAGAUUUCAGAGAAGCCAAAAGUCCAGCUUUCCCUGUGAAAUAUCCUGAUUUUUAAUACAGAUAACGAAUUCAAAAGUUUAAAACACACUUCAAAGGGCAAACAAACAGGCCUGGAAAACGAGGAGGAGUGAUGGAUGGAGCGCCAGCCUACAACCUACCUCCCAGGGACUUUUCUGCAUGCAUUAGCUGGGAUGUGGUUCAGUGAAACCUCUGUCUGGGCAUCCUGUUCCCAUGAACAUCCAUCCUUUCACUACUGCUGUUCAAUGUGAUAAAACACACAUCACCGUGUCUUUGAUUUUAUGCAGGUGAAUGAGUCCUGGCCCAAAGACAUUUUUGUAAACUGAAUUGGGCCUAUUAACCUACCAUGGAAAAGAUGCCCCAUUCUGAUUUUGGAGCGAUCGUCAAUCCUCAUUGGCCAACUGAAAAUGAAUGAUUUCCAGGCUCAUUUGAAAGGAAAAUGGAGUGCCUUUUUUGGGAGAAGGGCUUUCAGUUUUAGUAAGCACCCCCUACUGCAUCUGUUUCAUAUUAAUUGAUUGUAUUUGGAAAUUUCCUAAGAAGCACUUCUUGGCACUUAAGCAUUCAAGCUGCUCUAUUUCAGAGCAGAAAUUCUUUCUCACAUACAGACCUGAUAAUGUGAUUCAGCACAUAUGAUGUAAUGACACCUUUUCUAAAACUGUAAAUUUAUAACAAGGAAUAGGAUUUUUGUCCCUUUUAUUUAAUGAUUUACAAUGUUAACUUAUGGAGAAUGACUACGAAGGAGCCAAUGCAUAAUUGUUGUUUUUAACCCUUCAUUCUUUCAGUGCUGGCAGCGCCUUAGGGCUUCUCAUCUACUUUAAGCCAAAGUUAAAAAGAUAACUGCUCCUUCUGUGCCUUUCUUUUUGCAACGUGUAUGCGUUCACGUCGUGUUAUCAAGUGAAGCAAGGUAACCGGACCAAAGCAAAAAUCAUCACCAAAUCAACUUCACACGAUGUCACCACGUCACCGUCACCCAGUGUUAAACACAGCAGAGACGCACACGCUUCAGUGUGGAUUGGUUAGAAAGGCGCUCACAAGGCUCACCCGCAAUGACUCCGAAUUUCAAGACUCAACAGAACGCCUCCAUGGACGUGAAGACGGCGGGUUCUUCUCUCACUUAUUUUCAUGGCUAUGUUUUUUUGUUUUUUGUAGUUUUCCACUGUUAAGAAAAGCGCAUCAGAGGAGUCUGGUGGAUUUUGGAGAAGAGCAGCCUCCUGCCUCCCGGAAGUCUGACGGAGCCCAGUUCCCGGACUGUGCGGCCGCGGACCCCGGGGAGCGCCCCCCGCGCCCCGAGGGCCACGGUCCCCGCUCCCCGAUGUCCCCGCUGCUGCCGCCGAGACCCGGGCGGGGUGGGGCGGGGCGGCUUGCGCUUGGUUGGGUUGUUGUUGGUUUUUGCUUUUUUGUUUUGUUUUUGCUUGUUCCAGAAAAGCCCCGCCGUGCUACCCUACUGUUCCAAAGUGGGUCCGCUGUCCCAGAGCAGUGCUCGCGGUCGGCAUCCACCGGUCCUUCGGAGCCGGGGAGGGGUCCGCGCCCUCCCCCUCCUCUGACCCCCACUUCCUCCUUCCUCCCCCACGCCCCUCCUCCACCCUGCUCCCUCCCUUCCCCCUCUCUCCCCCUCCACUCUCCCCGCCUCCUCCCCGCAAGCGCCUGCGGGCCCCGCACCGUCUCCUCCUCCCACCCCCUCCUCCCCUCCCCCCCCCCCCCCCCCCUCCCCUCCCUCGUACUGCCUCCUCCCCCCACUUCCUCCCUCCCCCACCCCGACCUCCCUUUCUCCAACUUCCUAGCCUCUUCCCCUCCCCUCCUCCUCUCACCUCCCCCCUCCUCCUUCCUCCACGUCCUCCCUCCCCAUCUUCUUUCCCACCCCUCCUCCCGGAUCUCCGCGCCCCCGGCCCCCCAGGGCUGCGGGCGGCUCCCGGGUGUCGGCCGGGGCUAACACGCUCGGGCAGAGGGUGUUCCCCAGGCUCCGAAUCUGGAAUUCGGCUGGGCAAAGGGGGCUGGCCCCGCCCGCUGCCCGGGACCGCCCUCGAGCCCUGCCCGUCCGCGCCCGGAAAGCCGGGCUGCUCACUUUCGUGACGAUUCUGCCCUUGACGUAGAGCACGGAUUAAAGGGCGGUAGUACUUUCUGUUUUAGAAAGUGUUGUGAGAGCGCCAGAUGGGAGAGAGAGGGAGGCAAGAGAGAGCCGGGAGCAAGUUGGUGCGGUGGGCCGGGGUUGGAGGGUCCUUUAGGGCUGAAUUGCGCUGCAGGGGCCGGUCGGUGUACCGGCCAGGUGGCCCAGACCUCGAAACCCCAAGGAAAGAAGUGUGUGGUAUUUCUGUUUGCAGAAAUGAGGCCGCACGUACUCGUUUCCAGCUUCUUCAGACUCAGUAGCUCCUGAUCGUGUGAGUCUGUUUUAUUCCCAUUUGCACACGAGGACAUUGAGGCAGGGGACAGGCUGCGUGUCUUGGGUGCGGUCACACAGCUCUUGGUAGCCCACCCAGGGUUCACACCUAGAUGUCUGUGACUCCUAACCCAUAUUCUCCUGUGACCUAGUACUGGCUGGUUCAGACAAACGAUUAGGCUUUAGCACACCUUGUUUGCAGGACAGGCAGGUAGAUUUGCAGGUAGGUAUGUGCUCAGAAUUCUUUGCAGAUUCCUGUUUCACAGUGGAGGUAAUCGGUUCAUCUUUAGCCCCAGGAUGUUGAGCAGACCUUUCAUUAGCAGGAGUCUCUGGAUUCCUAGCCCCUCUGCAGAGUUGAGUGCUGGAGGAGCUGUGCCUGCCUUCAGUUAACCCAAGCCUCCCUGGGGUUCAUGAGGGAAUUUCCCUCGGCCCCAGGCUGGUGUACCGGUACAAAAUUGCUAGACUACCCAAUAAGAGUUCUUCAAUCCCCCACAGUUCCCGUUCUCUUGCAAAGGAAAUCUACAGUAGAAGGAAACCAGCCAAGAUGAAUUAAACUUGAAGGUUUAAUGGGACUCAAGCAACAUACCCAGAAACCUCUGCUGGACCAUGGAGAACCCCUGGGAAUAACUGGAAUUUUGGCCCUUUGGGAAAUAGAAAACACACCUGAUUCUCUCGGGCUCUUCCACAUUUUCAGAAGAUUGCAAGACACUGCUAAGGAUGGUUUUUGCUUCAGUUGCUGUUUUUACUUCUACUUAAUAUCUACACGCACAUAAAUUACCAGAACACACCUUAAUCCUCACUCACAAAUGAGAUAAAGAUUUGACAAGCCUAGCCUUCUAAGAAAGUCCAUGGGAAGCUUGGUUCUCUAAUGUAAUGUGUGACAUCUGUUCCAAUACAGUGCAGGGGAAUCCGUGUUUAAGAUACUGUGUCGAAGAAUAAUACCUCAGGGUGCUAUCUGAUGGCUCAUUUAUUCCUAAACCUCAUACAGCUCCCAUACUGAUAAAUAAAUCCCCCCAUAGGAGCAGUAGGAAGUUCUCUUCCUGGUUAUCCUUUCUCCUUUUUUAUGGUUUAAGAGCUGAAGCCUCCAGAAAUGGGGAUUAGUACAACCUGACACACAAGGCCCCCCCCCCCCCCCCGCUUUUUUUUAACUUAUUUUUGUGCAUUUAUUUGACUGUGCCGGGUUAUAGUUGAGGCACGUGAACUCUUAGUUGCAGCUUGCAGGAUCUAGUUAGUUCCCUGACCAGGAAUGGAACCCGGGACUCCUGGAUUGUUAGCGCAGAGUCUUAGCCACUGGACUGCCAGCGAUGUUCUACCCAAGCCUUGUCUUUGGGGUGGGCGGGUGCCAUAGUGGGCUGUGUCUUCUUAGACAGAUAGCCAGGAAAGGAAGGAAGCUGGUGCCACCGGGCCAGCGGGCAGCAGCUGUGAAGCCCUGCAAUGCAAGGGGCACCUGUGGUUCUCUGGGCAACUGCGCCACAGCAGAAUCAGGCCACUGUCUCCAGGGUGGUCACCUUCCCUCAUCUUGUUGUCAGGAUGAUCUCUGAGGGCCUAAGGGCAGGCGUUCCCUGACUGGAGGAGGGACCUGUGGAGGGUGAUCGGAGACUCUUCUACUUCCCACUGGGCACCCUGAAGAGGAGAAGAGACUCAGGCGAGAGAAAUGGACCUGACUACCCUCCUGUCUCGGUCAGUGGCUAGUGCAGUUGACUCAGAGCUACUUCCUCAUCUACCCUUGGAGCCUUCUGCAGAUCCCCCUGCACACUCAACCACCCAGGCAGGCUUGCAACCCCCAUGCCCUAGGCCCCAGACCCUUCUGGCCACGGCGCCUCUGCCGAAUCCCAUUCUCAGUGCCAUUUCUAGGGAAUCCAGAGGGGAGUCCAGGCUAAUAUGCUCCAUGAGACACAAUGGGGAAUGUAGGUAUCUGUCUUUCGAUGGGGACCAUCAACAGAUCCAAAUAAAAGACGCUUGCUCCUUGGAAGAAAAGCUGUGACCAGCCUACACAGCAUAUUAAAAAGCAGAGAUAUUACUUUGCCCACAAAGGUCUGCAUAGUCAAAGCUACGGUUUUUCCAAUAGUCAUG